AAACCCCCGUGUAGGAAAGCUCUACAUCAGUUUGAAAACACAACAAUUCAAAAUGAAAAUAGCAAUUAUUUCUCUGAUUGUUAUUUUCCAUGUGUUCUUUGUGAUUGGGGUAAGUGGAGAUGGAUCAUACCACCCUAGAAACGUAAAUACCCGUUCCAAGGACAAAGGUCAACAUCAUUCGGUUUCAUCACGUCACCAGGCUUCCCACAACAACCUUCAUCAUGCCGAAGCCAAGCAUUCCAAACCUCGUGGUGCACAUAAUCGACAUGCCAGUUUACCGAGCACUCACCAAGUUCUAAACCGCCACCAAACUGCACGCAAAGGUAAACAGGACCGGUCAAACCCCGAUAAAAGUUGUGAAUGGGUCUGCAGAAGCGGAGAGGUGAAAUGGAAGGGAGACGGAUCCAUAAACAAUAAUGGAAGUAAAGAUAAUUGGAGCGGCAGUGGAGAAUUGUCAUGGACCGUAGUGAAUAAUAACGGAUCAAAUGAAAGCACUGGAAGCGGAUCGAAUGAAGGAAACGGUUCAGGCGAAGGAACUGGAACCUCAAGUGGCAGUGGAAAUGGACAAGGAACAUCAACAGGUGGAAGUAGUUCAGGAAAAGGCAGUGGUUCUGCAACAGCUGGUGGAACUGGACAAGGAAGUGGAUCAAAUGGAGGUAACGGUUCAGGCGAAGGAACCGGUACUUCAACUGGAAGCGGUGUUGGACAAGGAACCGGUGUCUCAACUGGUACAGAUUCACACAACUGCUCUGAAACAAUUCGUGCAUUUAUUGGAGAAAUACGAGAACAAAUUGAAAAGCAAUCAAACAAUGUUGUAGGAAAUGGCAACACAAACGGUUCACUCAAUAAUAACAAUCUCCUGGUUGGCAUUACACAUGCCGCUAGUCAACUAUUCAAAGGUAGUGGCGGAGUUUUCAAUGGAAGUGCCGCUAACGGAGACAAUGGGCAAGGUGGAAACGGUGGUGGAUCAAUCGAUAUUAAUGGCGGCAACAUCGGUGGCAAUGGAUAUGGAAAAGGUGGAGACUUCCUCGGCAACGCAUUUGGUGGAAACGGCGGAAAUGGUGGAAAUAGUGGAAGCGGCGAAAGUUCCUACAUUGGUGGCUGGCCAUUCAGAUUUCCUAAUGGUCAAGGUGGACAAGGUGGACAAGGUGGAACUGGUGGAACUGGUGGAACUGGUGGAAAUGGUGAUGGUACUGGCGGUAGUGUUUCUGUGAGUACUGGCAGCGGUGGCAGCGGUUCAGGUGGAAAUGGAGGAACCUUCAACGGAAGCUUUACAGGAGCACACCAAAGCCAAGAAACCAAAAGCAAAAGUCAUCAUUCGAAAGGCAACUCCAGGAAUCAUCACGUCCCUGGUGCUAACAGACACCACCACCAAAAAUCCAACAGUCGGAAUGGACAUGGACAACAAGCUAAACGCUUAGCAAGAUCGAAAAUGCAACAACACGAAAACAAACAGCAUUUCUAAAAGACGUCAAUUAGUAUUUUACCUUUAACCAACACUAUAUUAAACACAGAUUAUUAAUGUACACUUAAAUAUUAUAUAGAAAUACACCUAGCAAUCUGAGCAAACAACAAA
Messenger RNA from Agrilus planipennis (emerald ash borer), 1576 nucleotides. Its product is annotated as glycine-rich cell wall structural protein. NCBI's taxonomy places the organism in Eukaryota, Metazoa, Arthropoda, Insecta, Coleoptera, Buprestidae. The record is from RefSeq and is a predicted model, not a curated record. Bases 53 to 1465 code for a protein of 470 amino acids. The transcript has 3 exons.